ACCAUGGUGGUGCCGCCAGCCAGCUCAGAAGCCCAGAUGGUCCAGUCUCUGGGCUUCGCUAUCUACCGUGCACUGGACUGGGGGUUAGAUGAGAGUGAGGAGCGAGAGCUCAGCCCGCAGCUGGAGAAGCUCAUCGACCUCAUGGCUAACAGCGACUGUGAGGACAGCAGCUGCGGGGCAGCAGACGAAGGCUAUGGGGGUCCAGAAGAGGAAGAGGAGAAUGAGGGCGGGCCACGAGCCGUGCGCACCUUUGCCCAGGCCAUGCGACUGUGUGCUUUGCGCCUGACCGACCCCCAUGGCGCACAGGCCCACUACCAGGCAGUGUGCCGAGCUCUUUUUGUGGAGACACUGGAGCUUCGUGCCUUCCUGGCCCGGGUGAGGGAGGCCAAGGAGAUGCUGCAGAAGCUGGGGGAGGAUGAGCCACAGGUAGAGAAGCCACUGGCCGAGCUUGACCACCUGGGACACACAGACUGGGCCCGGCUGUGGGUACAGCUCAUGCGGGAGCUGCGUCACGGGGUGAAGCUGAAGAAAGUGCAGGAGCAAGAGUUUAACCCGCUGCCCACCGAGUUCCAGCUCACCCCCUUCGAGAUGCUGAUGCAGGAUAUCCGUGCCAGGAACUAUAAGCUGCGCAAGGUCAUGGUUGAUGGGGACAUUCCUCCCAGAGUGAAGAAAGAUGCUCACGAACUCAUCCUGGACUUCAUCCGCUCACGGCCUCCUCUAAAGCAGGUCUCAGAGAGACGACUUCGCCCUGUACCACAAAAGCAGAGAACGCUGCAUGAGAAGAUCCUGGAGGAAAUCAAGCAGGAACGGAGGCUUCGUCCAGUAGGGGUCCAGCACUUGGGAGCCCGUGGGUUUGGUUCUCUGCCCUGCAUCCUCAAUGCCUGCUCUGGUGACAUCAAGUCCACUUCCUGCAUCAACCUGUCUGUCACAGAUGCUGGGAGUGGAAGCCAGCGUCCACGGCCCCGGGUCCUGCUUAAAGCCCCCACUUUAGCAGAGAUGGAAGAAAUGAACACGUCUGAGGAAGAAGAGUCCCCCUGUGGGGAGGUGACACUGAAGAGGGAUCGCUCUUUUUCGGAACAUGACCUAGCUCAGCUUCGGAGCGACAUGGUCUCAUCUGGCUUGCAAUCAGUCACUCAGCCCCCAGGAGGCAUGGAGCCACCCCGGGCCAGAGCAGGCAGCAUGCACUCCUGGAGGCCCAGCACCCAAGACCAGGUUUUCUGUCCUGUGAGUGACCAGUCCCAGCCUUACCCCAGCUCCGCCUUGCCCAGCAGUUUGAGCUCAGUGGAUAAACCGGAGGCUUCUGCACCAGAUACCAGACACCUGUGGCUGGAGUUCAGCCACCCCGUGGAGAGCUUGGCUCUGACUGUGGAGGAGGUGAUGGAUGUGCGCCGAGUGCUGGUGAAGGCUGAGAUGGAGAAGUUUCUGCAGGACAAGGAGCUCUUCAGCAGCCUCAAGAGGGGGAAGAUUUGUUGCUGCUGCCGAACCAAGUUUCCCUUGUUUUCUUGGCCACCUACCUGUCUAUUCUGUAAGAGAGCUGUGUGCACUUCCUGCAGUGUAAAGAUGAAGAUGCCUUCCAAGAAGUGUGCACACAUCCCUGUCUAUACACUUGGUUUUGAGAGUCUUCAGAGGGUGCCAACUACCAAAGCCACGCCAAUGCUAAGGAGAGAUGCCUUCCAAUCCCUGCAGGGACCAAAGUGGCGGAGUGUGGAGGAAGAGUUCCCUCACAUCUAUGCCCAUGGCUGUGUCCUAAAGGAUGUCUGCAGUGACUGCACCAGCUUCGUAGCUGAUGUAGUAUGCUCCAGCCGCAAGAGUGUGGAUGUCCUCAAUGCCACUCCACAACGCAGCCGCCAGACCCAGUCCCUCUAUAUCCCCAACACCAGGACUCUGAACUUCCAGUGACUG
Messenger RNA from Cricetulus griseus (Chinese hamster), 1902 nucleotides. The record is from RefSeq and is a predicted model, not a curated record. NCBI's taxonomy places the organism in Eukaryota, Metazoa, Chordata, Mammalia, Rodentia, Cricetidae.